Molecule: messenger RNA, 956 nt
Organism: Cynara cardunculus var. scolymus (artichoke)
Lineage: Eukaryota; Viridiplantae; Streptophyta; Magnoliopsida; Asterales; Asteraceae
Product: NAP1-related protein 2
Exons: 10
Coding region: 161-904 (247 amino acids)
Biological process (GO): nucleosome assembly
Cellular component (GO): chromatin; nucleus
Molecular function (GO): chromatin binding; histone binding
Source: RefSeq, a predicted model, not a curated record
UCCGGCCUAUGAAACAGGGAAUAUUUUCUCUCCAAAACCCUAAUUCUUUAGUUCUUAAAACCCUAAACAACACAAAACCUUGAUCCCCUCUCCCCCCUUUAUACUCACAGAGAGCAAGUAGAAAUUGGGUUUUUGAUCAAGCCACUUUAGGGUUUUUAAAAUGGUGGCUGAUAAGGGUAAGAAGCCCAAGGUCGGAGUGAAAAUCGAGGAGGAGGGCGCUGAGCAAAUUGAUGGGGAGCUUGUUCUAUCUAUUGAAAAGUUGCAGGAGGUCCAAGAUGAGCUCGAAAAGAUUAACGAGGAGGCAAGUGAUAAAGUCUUGGAAGUGGAGCAGAAAUAUAAUGUGGUCCGGAAGCCAGUGUACGAUAAGCGGAGUGAAAUAAUAAAAUCAAUUCCUGAUUUCUGGCUGACUGCUUUUCUGAGUCACCCUGCUCUAUCUGAUCUUCUAUUUGAAGAAGACCAAAAGAUAUUCAAGCAUCUAACCUCUCUUGAAGUCGAAGAUUUUAAAGAUGUGAAGUCGGGUUACUCAAUCACGUUUCACUUCAGUCCAAACCCUUACUUUGAGGAUACAAAACUCAUAAAAACGAUGACCUUUCUUGAUGAUGGAACGACAAAAAUUACCGCCACACCGAUCAAGUGGAAAGAGGGCAUGGGCCUUCCAAAUGGAGUUGCACAUGAGAAGAAUGGAAAGAAGCGGUCCCACGAGGAAGACAGCUUCUUUAGCUGGUUUAGUGAAACCCAAAGCAAAGAUGAUGUUGAAGACGUUCACGAUAGUAUUGCCGAAUUGAUUAAAGAGGAUUUAUGGGUUAAUCCUCUUACGUAUUUCAACAAUGAUGCCGAUGAAGAGGAUUUUGGUGACGAAGAUGAUGAGGAGGAUAUUGGCACAGACGACUCUGAAGAGAACUGACUGAAUGUUUUGGUAAAGUUUUCGGCUCUAGGUCGAUAACGGUAGGUUUAUA